Messenger RNA from Eutrema salsugineum, 1271 nucleotides. RefSeq names its product probable ribose-5-phosphate isomerase 1. Lineage: Eukaryota; Viridiplantae; Streptophyta; Magnoliopsida; Brassicales; Brassicaceae. The record is from RefSeq and is a predicted model, not a curated record. The transcript has a single exon. Gene Ontology annotation, molecular function: ribose-5-phosphate isomerase activity. Gene Ontology annotation, biological process: pentose-phosphate shunt, non-oxidative branch. Bases 310 to 1107 code for a protein of 265 amino acids.
CAAAAUCAUGGUAAUAACUUCUACUAAAAAUUAACAAUGUGUGUGUGCAUAAUGAUGAUUGAUGACAUGUAAAAUGCAAAUUCAAUUACUUAAGAUAUACUGUCCGAAAUAUCCGUAUCUAUUUGAUUAGCUUUUAAAAACGUGUCUAUACAUGUACUAAAAAAGAACCGUAAAAAAGGACGAAUACGAUCCUUCAUAAAGGGUUUUAGUCUUUGCUAAGAGUCUCUCUUCCUUCCUUAAAACUCCAUCGACACAUUUGUUUGUGCAUUCAAAUCACAAAAGCAAGUCGCGUCUCUUUUACUUUUACCAAUGGGUUCUACAUUCGAUCCACUUUCAACGGUCACCGACGAACCCGCCGUCGUCAACUCGCCGCCUCUCUCAAAUCUCACACAAGACGACCUCAAAAGAAUCGCCGCCUAUAAAGCCGUCGAGUUCGUCGAAUCUGGAAUGGUCGUCGGCCUCGGCACUGGCUCCACCGCCAAACACGCCGUGAAUCGAAUCAGCGAGCUUCUCCGAGAAGGAAAACUCCGAGAUAUAAUCGGAAUCCCUACUUCAACCACGACGCACGAGCAGGCGGUUUCUCUUGGCAUACCAUUAUCCGAUCUAGACUCGCACCCGAUCGUGGAUCUAUCGAUCGACGGCGCCGACGAAGUCGAUCCAUCUCUCAAUCUCGUCAAAGGACGCGGCGGAUCGCUACUGAGGGAGAAGAUGGUGGAAGGAGCGUCUAAGAAGUUCGUCGUGAUAGUCGACGAAUCGAAGCUCGUGAAGCAUAUCGGAGGAAGCGGACUCGCCGUUCCCGUAGAGGUUGUGCCGUUUUGCUGCAAUUUCACGAGAGGGAAAUUGGAGGAGAUGUUUCGAGAAGCGGGAUGCAAGGCGAAGCUUAGGGUUAAGAUCGGAUCUAGCGGCGGCGAAACGGCGGCUGUGACGGAUAACGGGAAUUACGUGGUGGAUCUGUAUUUGGAGAGAGACAUCGGAGAUUUAGAGGCGGCGAGCGAGGCUAUAUUGAGGUUGCCCGGAGUUGUGGAACACGGGAUGUUUCUGGGGAUUGCGACCACCUUGAUCGUCGCCGGGAAAUUCGGUGUAACCGUCAAGAAUAGGUUUGGCUAAAUGAGCCGAGAAAUUAGGGUUUAUGGUUCAAUUUUUGAUUCUCUCAUAAGAGGGAUCUGGUUAUGUAUUUUGACUUGUUGUUAUGUCAAAGACUCAUUGUAGAAGUUUUGACUUUUGACUAUUGAAGACUGCUUUAAAAAAAGUUUCGACGCAAUUUCUAAAGU